This is a messenger RNA of Laccaria bicolor S238N-H82, 3585 nucleotides long. RefSeq names its product Ca-transporting ATPase. Lineage: Eukaryota; Fungi; Basidiomycota; Agaricomycetes; Agaricales; Hydnangiaceae. The transcript is spliced from 18 exons. Gene Ontology annotation, biological process: intracellular calcium ion homeostasis. Gene Ontology annotation, molecular function: P-type ion transporter activity; ATPase-coupled monoatomic cation transmembrane transporter activity; ATP binding. Gene Ontology annotation, cellular component: membrane. The record is from RefSeq and is a predicted model, not a curated record. Bases 1 to 3585 code for a protein of 1194 amino acids.
AUGGAGAUAUCUUUUACCCUGGAGGAUCCUCCACCAGUUGGGCCUCCCAGUCGACAAACGAUUUAUAUCCCUGAUGAAGAUAGCACUAUCCGUUUCGUUGGUUACGAAACUUUAUUUUGGCGCGUUUGGAUUUGGAGGGCUGGAUGUCUCUUCUCCCUGGGUCUGUUAGCUCUCAUAGGACACUGGUUUCCUCGUUUCUGGCUUCAUUGGGUCACUCGCGAAGAACCAUUUAUUGAGGCUCACAAUGGUUUCAUUGUUGUCGAGUCGGCCUACAGAGCUAUCGCGCUGUUGCCUAUUCGUGUUCUAAACUACCCCUACCAUUUAUCGACCGUCUUCUCCCAGACAAUACCAAUUCACCAAGGACUGGAGCUUCUUCCACCUUCCGAUAAAGAUUAUAACGCAAACGAUGGCAUCAUGAAACGCGUCUUAGUGGUAGAUUAUCGGUAUACCCGGUUCGCCCUUGACCCAAGGACAGGGUUAUUUAGCAUGGUUAGGGACUGGAGGGAUCAGUCAUGGACCGCAGCGGCUUCUGUACACGGCGGUCUAGAGAACAAGACCACAUCUCAACGUGCGAUUUUAUAUGGAAAGAAUGAGAUUGAAAUCGAAGGCAAAUCGACAGUUUCACUUCUCGUCGACGAGAUCAUCCACCCGUUCUAUGUUUUCCAAAUCGCGAGUAUCAUCCUCUGGUCUUUGGACGACUACUAUUAUUACGCUUUCUGCAUUGCUCUCAUUUCCAUCAUCAGCAUUCUAUCGACAUUAAUAGAAACAAAAAAGACUAUUGCUCGCAUAAGGGAGAUGUCGAGACAUUGGUGUAAAAUGGAAACACUUAGAGACGGAUCAUGGACGGAACGUAACUCCACGGAUUUGGUACCCGGCGAUGUCGUUAACCUCUCGACAUCGAAUUUUACCCUGAUGCCUGCUGAUCUAUUCCUGUUGUCCGGGGACGCUAUUGUUAAUGAAAGCAUGCUUACCGGCGAGAGUGUGCCCGUCAGUAAGGUUCCCAUCAAAGAUGAUGAUCUGGUUCGUUGGCGCGAGGACAAGAGGGAGAACUCAAAGAGCUUUCUGUACGGGGGCACUCGCGUGAUUCGGAUCCGUGGUGCUUUUACGCCGGAAGGACAUGGUCGCCCUGCACUUGCUAUGGUUGCCCGAACCGGUUUUAACACGACAAAAGGCGCCUUGAUUCGGUCUAUGUUAUUCCCCAAACCAAUCGGAUUCAAAUUUUAUCGUGAUUCAGUCAGGUUCAUUGGCGUUCUCGCCGGUAUCGCUGGUGUUGGGUUUAGCUUCAGUGCUGUCCAAUUCAUCAGAAUCGGGUUGCCCUGGCAAACAAUCGUGGUUCGUGCUCUGGACCUUAUCACCGUUGUCGUUCCACCCGCUCUCCCAGCAACAUUAUCCAUCGGCACAAGUUUCGCAAUAUCUCGACUGCGCAAGUUUGGUAUAUUUUGCAUAUCUCCGAGCAGGGUGAAUGUGGCUGGCAAGAUUAAUGUAUGCUGCUUCGACAAGACCGGAACGCUGACGGAAGAUGGACUUGACGUUCUUGGAGUUCGAGGUUUAGAACGAAACAUGAACCAGUUUGGCGAGCUGCUGGAGGAUAUACAUGAUCUGCCACUUGCGAGGGAGAAAGCUAUGUUUCUACACGCCCUUGCAUCGUGCCACUCCUUGAAGAUGGUGAACGGAGAGGUGAUCGGUGAUCCCCUGGACGUUAAGAUGUUUGAAUUCACACGAUGGACUUUGGAAGAAGGUCGAGUUGCAGGUACUGGCAACAUCAAAGCAAAGGGAGCCAUAAUCGAACAGACGGCCUUAGUUCAAACAGUCGUCCGCCCUCCUGGGAGUGCCCAAUUUCGUCUUGAAGAUGCUCUAAAAGGUGCUUCACGGCAUGCCCAUUUCUUAGAACUCGGGGUCAUCCGUACUUUCGACUUUGUCUCCUCUCUUCGGAGGAUGAGCGUCGUUGUCAAGCGACUUAAGAGUAACAGCAUGGAAAUUUAUGUCAAGGGCGCUCCGGAAGUUAUGGCCGAUAUCUGUGACCGAGAUUCCUUUCCGCAGGAUUACGAAGAUCUUCUAUCGUACUAUACAAAACGUGGAUAUCGUGUCAUAGCGAUCGCAGGCAAGAGUAUUGACGGGCUUUCUUGGCUCAAGGCACAGAGAAUGAAGCGGGAACAAGCAGAAUCGGGACUGCGAUUCCUUGGCCUGGUUAUAUUUGAAAAUAGGCUCAAGCCUGGGACUGCACCCGCUAUUCAGGCGUUGCGUUCAGCGCAUCUCGCAUGCCGAAUGAUCACGGGUGACAACCCGCUUACUGCGGUCAGCGUAGCUAGGGAGUGUGGUCUCAUAAAUCAAGCUGCCCACGUCUUCACGCCUGUUUUCUUGAGAGGCAACUCAACCAUUCCAGCAUCUUCACUAGAAUGGUCAUGCAUGGACGAUCCCCUUUGGAGACUUGAUUCUUACAGUCUAAAACCCUUGGCCCCUCCUCAACAUCAUACCGUUGAAGCAGAGGAGCUCAACUACCAAGACUAUUCACUUGUGAUCACUGGAGAUGUCUUCCGCUGGAUGCUAAACUACGCACCUCUCGAGACGUUACAACGUAUGCUCGUGAAAACGCAAAUAUUCGCAAGGAUGUCUCCAGACGAGAAAAAUGAAGUGGUUGAAAGGUUACAAAGUCUAGGAUACACCGUGCUUAUGUGCGGAGAUGGGGCGAACGAUUGUGCAGCUCUGAAGGCGGCGGAUGUAGGCAUUUCACUUUCAGAAGCAGAGGCCAGCGUCGCAGCCCCCUUCACAAGUAGCACGCCUGAUAUUGGCUGCGUUCUUGAAGUCAUCAAGGAGGGCCGUGCGGCGCUUGUGACGAGCUUCAGCUGUUUUAAGUAUAUGGCGUUAUAUUCCCUCAUUCAGUUCACAUCGGUCACCCUUCUGUACUCUUUCGCGUCCUCCUUGGGUGACUUUCAAUUUUUGUACAUCGAUCUUUUCAUCAUCAUACCUGUGGCCAUCACCAUGGGACGAACGCUACCAUAUCCCCGUGUAUAUCCAAAGAGGCCAACGGCCAAUUUGGUAUCGAAAAAAGUGCUUGCAAGCAUCAUCGGACAGAUUGUGAUUACGAGCGGUGUCCAACUGUGGGGCUAUCUUUGGGUACGGCGACAAGAAUGGUACACUCCUCCGCACUCAGAUCCUACAGUGGACGCCGGAAACCACCUGGAAUCAACCAAUUAUGAGAACUCUGUCUUAUUUUUAAUAUCAUGUUUCCAGUACAUUCUUGUCGCGGCGGUAUUCAGCAUCGGGCCACCGUACCGUAAACCCAUGUGGACGAAUGCUUGGCUAAUGAGCUCCAUGUGUCUUUUGUCGGCUUUCAAUAUUUGGGUACUUCUUGCACCUGCGAAAGUGGUAUCCACACUAUUGACGCUGAUGCCGCUGCCUUUGGGAGCGCGAUACACGCUGCUGAUGGUGGCGGUGAUCAAUGUUGUGGUAUCAUUGUCUUUCGAGCGAUGGGGAGCACAGAGUGUCAGUGAUUUAAUCGGAGCUGUAACGCUGUGGUUACACCGUGGUAGGCGGCGAGUACGUGAAGGGAAGGCGUACAAGGCAGUUGAGGGUGGUAUGCGUUAG